Molecule: messenger RNA, 672 nt
Organism: Caenorhabditis briggsae
Lineage: Eukaryota; Metazoa; Nematoda; Chromadorea; Rhabditida; Rhabditidae
Exons: 5
Coding region: 1-672 (223 amino acids)
Cellular component (GO): cytoplasm
Source: RefSeq, a predicted model, not a curated record
AUGACGGCUGUCGCCGAAAACCGGGUCGUGCGGCGAAAUGGUCCAGGAACUAAAAGAGCGGAUUGGAACUGCUGGCCUCCAUUGGCGUUUGAAGAAAUGGACAGUGCUCUCAACAUUCAGCAAUACAUCCAACAAACCAUCAAAGCAAAUCCAUCUGACGUUGAAGCCAUAUUGACUCCGCCUUUGGAUCAAGAUGAAGGGGUCUGGAAAUACGAACAUCUCCGUCAAUUUUGUAUCGACUUAACGGAUUGGCUCUUUUGUUGCAGGUAUCAGAGAGAAUGCGUUCCUGAAACUUGCCAGCAAAUGACUGCAACUGAACAAUGGAUCUUUCUCUGUGCUGCGCACAAAAAUCCGAACGAGUGCCCAGCAAUCGAUUACACAAGACACACACUCGAUGGAGCUGCCACAUUGCUCAACUCUAAUAAGUACUUCCCAAGUCGUGUCAACAUCAAGGAAAUUUCAAUUUCAAAGCUGGGAUCAGUUGCUCGUCGCGUUUAUCGCAUUUUCUCUCACGCGUUCUUCCACCACCGGAAGCUGUUCGACGAAUUCGAGAAUGAGACUCAUCUUUGCAAGCGAUUCACAACCUACGUGUCGAAGUACAAUCUUAUGCAGCAAGAGCAUUUGAUUGUUCCAAUCUUGCCAAACCAACAGCAACAGCAAACCGCUCAAUAA